UUGUAAACAAAAAAUUGCUCAACUAAAAGAAAAAAGUAUUGACAAUUAUCCCAAGAUGAAAAAAGUGGCUCUUUUAGGGCUAACUAAUCAUGAUCUAGGAGAAAACAUUACAGCACGUUUAGAAAAUUUGCUUAUUAUUAAUGGCUCAAUAAAAAAAAGCAAAACAUCUAUCCGCAGCAGAGUUGUGACAGAAAUGCAUAUUCAACUUAUCGAAGUAAUUGUUCUUAACGAUUUGACCGAUGACGAUUACUUAUUAGCCAAUUAUAGUAAUGAUGGAUUAAUUGAAGAAAUAUCAAUGAAUGACAAUUAA
Molecule: messenger RNA, 310 nt
Organism: Racocetra persica
Lineage: Eukaryota; Fungi; Glomeromycota; Glomeromycetes; Diversisporales; Gigasporaceae
Source: the annotation of a GenBank genome assembly